CCUAUAUUGUAUUUAGAUUAUAUCAGUGGUUAUAUAUAAUUCUUUUUCUACUCACCAUCAGUAUUGGGCUAGAUAAAGAAGACUGUAUCACAAUUCUGGCUACAGAUUCUUACUACAACUAGAAGCUUUUUUCCUUUCUUAAAAUUAGGGAACAAACUGGAGAACAGUGACAUGUCUGCUCCAAAAAAAAGAUUAAAUACUACAGCGUCAGCUCGAUUGAAACAAGAUUAUAUGAGAAUCAAAAGUGACCCUGUUCCAUAUAUUAUUGGGGCUGAGCCUCUACCAGCUAAUAUUCUCGAAUGGCAUUACGUUGUAAAAGGACCAGAAAAGUCACUAUAUGAAGGUGGUUUCUAUCAUGGAAAGUUGAUUUUUCCUAAAGAAUUUCCAUUCAAACCACCCAAAAUAAUUAUGAUAACCCCAAAUGGUAGAUUUAAAACACAUACAAGGCUGUGCCUCUCAAUAAGCGAUUUUCAUCCUGACACCUGGAACCCAGCAUGGUCUGUAUCAACAAUACUGACAGGGCUUUUGAGUUUUAUGCUUGAGAAAGCCCCUACACUAGGUAGUAUUGAAACAACAGAUUAUCAGAAAAAACAGUAUGCAAUGAAUAGUCUUGAUUUCAAUAUAAAAGAUGAACUUUUCUGCGAACUUUUCCCUGAUAUCACAAAUGAAAUAAAGGAUAUAUUAAAAAAAAGAUCCGAACAAAACGAAGAAAAUGAAUUUACGUCGUCAACUACCCCGUUAAGUGACUUUCGUUCUGUUGAUAACGAUAACUUUAUGAACGGCAGCAUCUUUGCAAAUAUGUGCGUUUUUAUAGGUUUUGCUAUUUUUGCAUUAACUGUUCAUUAUGUACUAAAAGCAGUGUCCCCAGAAGAAAUGAGUUAAUUGAA
Hydra vulgaris (swiftwater hydra) is the source of this 887-nucleotide messenger RNA. Its product is annotated as ubiquitin-conjugating enzyme E2 J2. The record is from RefSeq and is a predicted model, not a curated record. NCBI's taxonomy places the organism in Eukaryota, Metazoa, Cnidaria, Hydrozoa, Anthoathecata, Hydridae.